Cladophialophora immunda is the source of this 1293-nucleotide messenger RNA. RefSeq lists its product as uncharacterized. The record is from RefSeq and is a predicted model, not a curated record. Bases 1 to 1293 code for a protein of 430 amino acids. Lineage: Eukaryota; Fungi; Ascomycota; Eurotiomycetes; Chaetothyriales; Herpotrichiellaceae. The transcript is spliced from 5 exons.
AUGGGCCAGGCCAUACGGCCCGAUAACUCGGUGGAGAAUGAGGUUGUCGCCGCGAAGAGGUUCCUCCGGAGAAGAGGCAUCUAUCCCGUCAAACAAGAAGAAGAGGGGGGUAACUUGGCCGCUGUGCCCGCUGCUGGUGCUGCCGCCAUAACGCCGGUGGACUUGACUGGCGACAAUGAUGUGCAGGUGGUCGACGAGCCGGGCGAGGCCAAGCCAGACGACGCGCCUGACCAGCCAGCCAAGGAAGAGACACCAAAGAUCAUGUGCCUGGCUUGCCGGGAUGAUUUCCCCGAGGCAGAUAUCGUGAGGUGUAUGAAAGACAAAGAAGAUGAAGAUAACGGCACGAAAGAUGAGGAAAAAGAGAAACAUGGAGUAUGCCGCCCGUGCUUCAAGGCAAUGGCCGAGAAUGACAUUGCACUACUAGCAAACCGAGUCAUAUGCCCUGGCGAGCAAUGUUCGAUGUUGUUCUCGGCAGAUCAGUUUGAAUUUCUCAUAGAACCAGACGACCCCCUAUUCGACUUCGAACUGUACGGGAGUUUGUGGAGAAAGGAACAGAUCGACAACGCCUUAAAGGCGAUCCCGGGCAACGAGGUUUGCCCCUUCUGCGACUACAUCCAGAACUUCGGGAAUUCCCCAAAGCACGAGAACCCGAUCUUCACGUGCAUGGGAGACGGCUGUGGCAGGCGCAGCUGCAGAUUCUGCGGAGGCGCGGCCCAUGAUGGAAAGACGUGCCGAGAGGCCAAAAUGCCGGACCUGGCACCAGGUGUGGAAGAGCAGACUGGUUACUUCUGCAGGGAGUCGCUCGUCGCGAUCGACGUUGAGGAUGACAUCUGGGCGGCGCAAAAGAAGAUGGAGGAGGCGGAAGACGCGCCCAAGACGUUAAAAACUAACCCCCAAGGUCUCGCCCGCAAGGUUCUUAGCAAUGAGUCUCGGGCUCUAGCCGCCCGACUAGCCGAGCUACGGGACGACUAUCAUUUGAAGAUCCAGCGAGCAGACGACAAGGCUUACAGUCACUUUGAUCGCGUUAGCGCUGCUACGGUCUUUCAAGAGGGCAUUAAUAAAAUGGGAGACAGGAUGCUGGAACAGUACGGCGACGGCGUCAACAAGGAUGUCUUGAACAGCCUCAUACAAAAGAUGGUCGAAGAGGAAGGAAAGACCUGGGCCAGCCUGAUGAGAUCUGAUAACCGGGAUCUCGGAGCCAACCCUGCUCCCUGGAGAAGAAGCGCAGCAAAUCAACCACCGGCGACACAAGCGGUAGCACAGCCUGCUGCACAACGACUCGGGGCACAGUAA